Molecule: messenger RNA, 1338 nt
Organism: Alternaria novae-zelandiae
Lineage: Eukaryota; Fungi; Ascomycota; Dothideomycetes; Pleosporales; Pleosporaceae
Exons: 4
Coding region: 1-1338 (445 amino acids)
Source: RefSeq, a predicted model, not a curated record
AUGGAUCCAGACCAGCAAAUACUUUGCAUGAUGGCCAUCGAAGGGCAGACGCUCCAUUGCAUGGGGCUGAAGAUCGACCUGGAAGUGGCGGCAGCGGUUAUCAAACAUCAUGGGAAGAUUUGGCUCCUGAUCCUCGUCCCCGAUCGCGAUCUCGUGGACGCAAGGAAGCACACUGUACAGAACGUAAAAGAUCUCGUACACCCCAUCGAUCUCAUCGUCGAAAGUCUGGAGGACACCGGAGCUCACAUCGGCGUGACCAAAGGACCGGAUGGCACACCGUUCGGUAGCUUACCCGAGUACAAAAGCAAAGGCGGCAUAGGCAUGGGUCUCGGGGAUCACAUCAUGGCCACCUAUAGGCACAUCAAAGCCGAGCAUGAAGCAGGCCACCGGACCAAAGGCGCAUUGGAGAACGCCAUUGACGGGAUGAGAAAGAAGAAGACGGAUGCGAAAGAUUAUAGCGACAGACUGCGAGAAGGCGAAAGGAAAGAGAGGGAGAAAAUACGAAAGAGCGAACCAGAGCGUGUCAGAUGGGCCGAACGGAAGCCUGAAAAGACGCGGGGCGAUGAAUCGAAACAAAAGGCUGCUGAAAAGGAAGCAAGAGAACGCCAUCGUCAUGAACAAGACGAGCGUCGCCGUCGCCGUGAAUACGAGAAACAACUUGAACACGAACAUCGUGAGAAUCGACGACAAGAGGAAGACAGGAAGAAGGAUCGUAGCUCGCCGAUUCCUGAGAUUCGUGUUCAGCCCCCUACGGCUAGUGGGACUCCCCGCGGUGAACAAGACGAGCUUCGUGAGAGGCAAAGGCAAGAUGAGAAGCUAAAGCAAAUUGAGGAACAAAGGCAGGAGGAGAAGCACUGGCAGGAUGAGAAGCGAAGGCAGGAUGAGGAACGAAGGCAAGAGGAAGACAGGAAGAAGAACCGUAGCUCGCCGGUUCCCAAGGUUCGUGCCCAGCCUCCUGCAUUUGGUGGAACUCACAUUCCCCAGUCAACUCCGGUGGCUCGCGAUUCUCAGGCCCCUACUGCUCCGAAAUAUGCUCCUCCACCGGCUCCAAGACGGCCGAGCAGACCUAUCCGGCCCAAUACUCCUCCCAAUCGUACACACCCAAUUGCUCCAGUAGCGCACGACUGGUAUGCGCAACCCCCUGCUCCGGAAGAGCAAGACUGCCUCCGGUGUCUGAACAUGGUGCAAGAGCAGGCUACUACGACCAAGCCCCAGGUUCGCCGAUGCCAGGGAGCUAUGGAAAUCAUCUCGACCAUGAUUAUCUGGAGCAUGGAGGGGAUGAUGAACAGCCCGUUCGUGAUGAAGUGCCGUACCUGGGCACACGCCCUUCCCCUGUAA